This is a messenger RNA of Oryzias latipes (Japanese medaka), 5069 nucleotides long. Lineage: Eukaryota; Metazoa; Chordata; Actinopteri; Beloniformes; Adrianichthyidae. The record is from RefSeq and is a predicted model, not a curated record.
GCGGCAGAGAACUAACGGCAGGUAAGACGUGGAUGAUUAGGAAAUACGCAGAUUCUCAAGCACCUGCUUUAGGAAGACGACCAAAGUCAUGUUUUCCUCUGAAAGUCAGGAUUUCUGUGAUUUGGACGAAAAUAGCCUCAGAUUUCCGAAUGGAGUGGUGGUGUUUUUCUCUUAAUACCAGGGAUGAAGUUAAGCCGAGAGUGUGACAUGAAAGCAGAGGAUUCCAAUUAACGAGAACAUCUCCAGGUGAAAACAUGUUCAAAAGAGAAAAUCAAAGAUAAAACCGAAACUAAGGUGACUUGAUCACCAGAGAAUCCACCAGGCACUGAGCUGUCAGUCUGCAGCCUCCCACGUGGUCUGCAGGGCGGGCGCAUCCCAAAUAGUUAGACUCAACUUCAGCAGGGCAAACAACGGGAUCUAUUGGUGGACUGAGUGACCAGUGAAUCUGAACGGUGGAGGAAACACAGUUUACUGUCUGCAUCAUUUACUCCCAACUGCGCGCGCCCGCUGACUUUUAACUCCACCUGAAGACUAAGGAGUUUGGACGGAGUUUGGAGCGCUUCUUGGUCAGCUCCUGUUACAGUCUGGUUGCAGGACUCCGUUCAAAAAGCAAAACCAGCAACGGUUGUUUUGCGUUCACACGGCGGACUUUGGAGCCGGAUCGCGACAUGGAAACAUCCAGUGGCUCCGUGGUAGAAAAGAAGCCGGCGUCCUCGAUGCAGCGCUGGCUCCCGGGGUUCCCCAUCGCUCUCUGCUUGCUGAUGUCCAUCAGCUCCAUCACCGUGUGUCUCCUGAUGAGCUUCAAGACCUUCCAGUUGGAGAACCGGCUGCAGAUGCAGAUCAUGGAAACGGCGUCCAUCUUCCAACCUUUGCGCAGGUCUUUUCAGAACGAGGAUGGGAGCCUUGUUUCAGAUCUGGCUGCUCCUAUUGAGGCUCUUGUAGAAGAGAAAGUUACGUCUCUGAUGCCCAAACUGCGGACAGUCAGAGAUGCUCCAGAGUGCGUCUGUCCUCCAGGGCCUCCGGGAAAACGUGGACGUAUAGGAAGAAGAGGAGAACCUGGUCCUCCUGGCAAGUCUGGACGGGACGGAUACCCGGGUCCGCUUGGCUUGGAUGGUAAACCAGGUUUACCGGGAUCCAAGGGGAGCCAGGGACCAGCCGGACCCAAGGGAGAGAAGGGUGAUCAAGGCGACAUUGGGCCGAGGAUGGUCUACCCUCGAUAUGAUCACAGCUUUCUCUCUGGAGAGCAGUCCGGCAGCUUUCAGAGACGCGUUUUGAAGGGUGAUCAGGGUCAAGCUGGACCUGCCGGUCCUCCUGGUCCUCCUGGGCCUCCCGGGCCCCGUGGCCCCCCUGGGAACACUGGUAAAGACGGGCCUCGUGGUCCCGCUGGAGAGCCGGGUUUUCCAGGUCGAGAUGGUGCUGAUGGCCUACAAGGACCGUCUGGAGAGCCGGGACAGGAUGGUGAACCGGGUUACCCGGGUCCACCCGGUCCAUCCGGUCAAAAGGGGGAAGCAGGUGAAAAGGGAGAAAGAGGCACGGAUGGACAUGCUGGAACAAAGGGUGACAAAGGAGAGCAAGGACUACAGGGACCCAUGGGUCAUCCUGGAGAAAAAGGUGCCUCAGGAUCCUCAGACAUCGUUGACUUUAAUGGGAAACUUUUAGAUGCCUUCCAGGCCAUCAAAUCCAUCAGUGUUUCGGGCCCACCUGGACCCCCAGGACCCCCAGGGCCCCCCGGAGAAAAGGGUGAGCUUGGUUUACCUGGACCGGCAGGAAUUGAUGGAGAAAAGGGACCUAAAGGCGACAAUGGGGAGACGGGGCCUCCUGGUGAAAGAGGAGAGAAAGGAGAAAUGGGUCUGUCCGGACCUGCUGGUAUGGACGGACACAAAGGGGAAAAGGGUGAAUGCAGGCUGGAUGACAACCUGGUUCAGAUGAUUUCUCAGCCAGGGCCUCCUGGGUUGCCAGGCCCACCCGGCCCUCCAGGAGUACCUGGAUUACAAGGAACCAUGGGCCUGCAUGGGAUGCCCGGUCCCAAGGGGGAGCCAGGGGUAGGAGUCAAGGGAGAUAAGGGAGACUCUGGUUCUCCUGGACUCAAAGGACAUGACGGCCACCAGGGCCCACCAGGCGCGCCAGGAUUAGUGGGUCUUCCAGGAGCGAAAGGCGAGAAAGGGCGACAAGGAGAGCCGGGACUAGAUGGUUUCCCAGGCCUGAUGGGAGAAAAGGGAGGUCGAGGAGAAAGAGGGGAAAAGGGUGACAGAGGAUCUCCAGGGAGGAGAGGUCUAAAGGGUCAGAAGGGUGAACAAGGCCCCCCUGGUCUGGACCAGCCAUGUCCUGUGAGCUAUGAUGAGGGUCUGUCUGAGAAGACAGAGGUUUCUUCUUCUGACUCUGCUGCUCUUCCACCUUCGGGCCCUGAAGCCCCCUGUCCUGUGGGAUUGGAUGGGUUACCAAUACCAGGCUGCUUGCAUAAGGGGCACUUUUGAUGACUAACCAGCUGCAUGGAAUCUGUACAUAUUGAUAUGGUAUAUUUUGCAACUGAAUACAACACCAGCAGCCUUACUCCCCAUUUUUUUAAUCAAAUCCUAUUACAUAAUAUAUUGAAAUUUGAGAAAAAGAACAGUUUUGAGGUUUUUUUAAUUUUUUUUUACUUGAGAUCCAGUUUUGUUAACGCAGCCACCAGCUGGCAGAGGGACUCUUAGUUUGAAGGACGGUCCAGAUGGCAGUGCUGAAGUAGAAGAGGGGCCUCACUAACACAAACUGGUUGAUGUAACCAUGAAUGGGACUUGUGGCAGUGUGUUGGCUCCCAUCCUCCAGGACAUGGAUGUUUGAACGGAUGGACUUUUUCUUUUUUCUUUUUUUUUUGCCAGAUGGAGGUUUGUGUUGUCAGCACUCUCUUGUCCUCUCUCUUUGUUUUCUCAAAAGGAGGAAAUGGCGAGGCAGAAGCUCAAACGCAAGCGUCUCUCCCAGCCCUGAGAGGGGGUGGGGCUUGGUGGAGAAAGGCAGCAACAGAACAGGCAGAAAGCGUGGAGGGUAGAUUGGCUUUUCGGGAGCAGGGCUUGCCACGCCUCUGCGUCAUUUUACGAACGCUCACAUCCUCCGUUAUGGAGUCUCUCCAGGAGGGGACGACAGAACUCUGCCUCUCCACAAACGGAGAUGACGCUGAUGAUAUUCCGCAGUUGCUUUACAGCCAGGUUUUUGGGGGAUUCACAGACGUCCCUGGCACAUAAGGAAGGAUUUACCUAUGUGGGAAUAAAGGACAUGUGAUUGUGACAUCUUGUGUGAAUCUGUUGUAAAAUAUAUGAAUGCAUGACCAUAACAAGACUUGUGUUUAGCAUCUUGUAUCGACUGUGUCCCGAAAUGAAAUUUUAAACAGAGUUUGCAAUCUUUCUUUACAAACAAGUCUUUAACAAACAUUUAAUGGCUCACAUUUGCCUUACAUUUAAUUUUUUUGUGUACUGUUUCCUAUUUUUUAUGCAUUCCUGUGCAUUUUCUUUGAUAUUUACUGAAACAUCAAGGCCAGAUUGAAGGAACCAUGAACAGUAUUUGUGUAAAUCAGAAUUGCCUUGGUAACCAGAUGUCCGAUCAUUACGUAUUACCUGCAGAGGACGUUCUUUGGUGGUUAUUUUUGUUUAUUUAGGCAACGGAAAUAUUUGCUGCUUAAACAAAGGUUUGUCGUUUGCUUUUUUAACGUAUUUUCUUAUGAAUUUUACCCAGGGAAUGAAGGACUAACGUGCUGAAGUUUGACGUUUGAACCAAAAAUGCAUGCAAGAUUGUGUUCAUUUAAAUCAAACAAUCCCCCUAUGACAUUUCUGUCAUUUUACUUUUGUUUGGGCAGAUUCUUUAAGCUCCUUACAGUAUUUGUCUCUUCUAGUGGGUGGCAUUUGUUGCUGUUGUCAUUUUAGAUAAAAAACACUCAGAUGGGUGCUCAAAGACAUGCACAACAGCUGAAGAUACUUUUACAGAACUGAAGGAAAUGACUUGUUUUGUUUGUUUCUGUAGUGCCUUUUUACAUGAAUUUUAUUACAGCACUAACUUACCAAAGUACCGUAUGACAUUUUUACCAAACAUGCAUGCAAAAGUUCUACUGUGUUUGUUCAUAUUUAACAUCCGUUUAUCUUAAACAUAUCCAUCGUUGUUUUGGCUGAAAGGUGUAUGUCAUUGACUUUUUCAAUCAUUUAAAUGCAUAAACAGAACUGACAGACACACAAUUACAGCAACGCAAUAAAAACUGUAUUUUUUGUGUAUUCCUCGUAGAUAUGAGCUGAUAUUUUUUCUCAUCAGUACAAUUGAUUGCUUCUUGACUUGGACGGCACAUAUGUUUUCAUUGAAGCUCGGAUCCAAUCAAAGAAUUCACAUUUUAACAAUAGAAAAUUUGAAAUUAAAAUACUGAUUGAAUGAUAGUAGCCACUGAUUCACAACUCGAGCUUUAGGUUGCGCUGCAAUUUUUGUAUUUUUGCUACUUGCUUCUUGCAGUGUUGUUGUAUAAAAUAAUUAAAGUAGCUUCCCCCUUUUGAUAUCAAUAAAGUUUUACUCUUUUCAAUUCUAAAAUCCAUUUCAUGUAUGUCGUUUAUGGAAUGAAAUAUUCCAUAAACGACAGUUUAUGUCAGUUUUUCUCUGAUGACGUUGCAUGUUUAACAUAAGCUGCAGUCUUUAAACCAAGAUAAGCAUUUGUUAAGAACCAUGAAGUAUUUUUGCUGAAUGAGGUAUGCAUCUCAUGACUAAGAGGUUCAACAAGUGUUGGCAUUACUUCAGUGGGAGCUGGCGGUUAGCUGUGACACAACAUUACAGUGUUUUAUUACUGUUACAGAUUCUAUCAGUGCCUUCCUUUUAAUUGCUUCAUAAAGUGAGCUCAUGACAAGUUAUAGUUUGAUAUUUAGAAAAUCUUAUAGCACAGAGUUAGCUUGAUUUUGUUAGAAUGUGUUUUGAUUUUUAUUGGGGGAUUUUUUUUUUUGGAGUGGAGGGUGGGAACGUUUGAGGUUGUAAAUUGAAGAUUAAAGCUAUUUUUGUAAUUAAGUAACAUGAAAUCUGGUGAAUCAAAGUUGUAAACAGAAAUAAACGCUCUACGUUUAUGCUUUCUU